AAUCAACUUUGAUAAUCAAUAAUGAUAAUAGAUGCAGAUUUGCAUAUUAUGAGAAGCCACGUAUGCUAUUACUUCUCUAAGUCACGUAUAUACACACAUACAUACCAUACAACAUAUAUAGGCCACACAAUCACACUAUCCAAUGUCCAAUGCGAAUACGUCUAAUCUACAGAGUAUCAGGCAGCCAGUGUCCGGCCGCCAACGGUCGUGCUGCUUUAUACACCAGUGUCAGCGAGAGAGCGACUCUGCCAAAGAUGAUUUAUAAAAACCGUUGCGGUUGAAGUCAUCGGCUAAGAAAAGCCGACAUCGUGCAAUGGGUGGGAUAAAUUGGAAUGAAUUGUUUCCAGGAAGAUGGAGUCCUAUCAUUUUCAUUUCCUAUAUGGCUCUCUUUGUAAAUCAAGGUAUUCUUGUGACAUGGUCCCAAAGAAGCGGUCGCUAUGAGUACAACAUUGUAGCAGUUGUAUUGUUGACAGAGGUCUUGAAAUUAUUCAUAUCUAUAAUAUUAUAUUGCAAGGACAAUAGCAUAUUUACUCUAUUUAAGGAAAUAAGAACAAAUAAAAAAGUACUUCUGCUGUAUAUGAUACCCUCACUUUUAUACUGUCUCUACAACAAUCUAGCGUUUGUUAACUUGGCUAGAUUCGAUCCUACAACUUAUUAUGUCUUGCUGCAACUUCGAGUUGUAUUCACAGGAGUCGUUUUUCAGGUCAUUUUUAACAAAAAGUUAUCGGCGAUACAAUGGUUCUCUUUAGUGCUCUUGACAGUCGGUUGUAUGGUGAAGCAUUUCGAUAUUAGUGUUUUCAACACUGAAUUCCAUGUAGAUAGUUCUCUACUUUUAGUUCUUGUACAGACAAUAUGUUCUUGCCUAGCUGGUGUAUAUAACGAGUACCUACUUAAACAGCAAGGUGCGGACAUCAAUAUAUUUGUACAAAAUGUAUUUAUGUAUAUCGACAGUAUUUUCUGCAACAUCGUAGUAAUUAUUGCAUUAAGUAUAUUCCAAAACUGUUUUAAUAAUAUAUUCAGUAAUGUUGAUAUCAGCGCGUUUGUGCAACCAAUAGUGAUAUUAAUUAUGUUAAAUAAUGCAUUUAUCGGCAUAAUAACGAGUUUCUUUUUGAAGAAUUUAAAUUCCAUAUUGAAGACGUUCGCUAGCGCGAUGGAAUUGAUAUUCACAGCGCUGCUUUGUUGGCUUAUAUUUAAUAUACCUAUUAAUAUAAAUACUGUGAUUUCUAUCGCUAUGGUGAGUUUCGCUGUUGUACUGUACUCGAGAAAUCCAGUACAAAAUACGCAACCAAGAGACAAAGAAAGCAAAAGCCUUUUAGUAUAAACAAUUUUAAUAUUAAAUGUAUUUAGUAGUUACGAUAGUAACUGGACAGUAUCACAAAUACUAGAACAAUGCAUAUUACCAUUAAUAAAGCUGCUAUAAGUGCGAUUUAUUGCAACAUGAUGAUACAAAUCAAAUGAUUCAAUAAUUAUGUAAUAAGUUAACAUUAAUUUAAGAUGGUGAACUAAAUAAAAAUAUUGUGAUUUCUUUUUAGAGUAUAAAUUAAUACAAGAUUAAGGAGAUUGAAAUACAUAGACGUUCAAAGUUUAA
This is a messenger RNA of Harpegnathos saltator (Jerdon's jumping ant), 1588 nucleotides long. It is a transcript of the gene senju, whose product is annotated as UDP-galactose transporter senju. The record is from RefSeq and is a predicted model, not a curated record. Gene Ontology annotation, molecular function: pyrimidine nucleotide-sugar transmembrane transporter activity. The coding region runs from base 314 to 1321 and encodes 335 amino acids. Gene Ontology annotation, cellular component: Golgi membrane. Lineage: Eukaryota; Metazoa; Arthropoda; Insecta; Hymenoptera; Formicidae. The transcript has 6 exons. Gene Ontology annotation, biological process: pyrimidine nucleotide-sugar transmembrane transport.